Messenger RNA from Vanrija pseudolonga, 2235 nucleotides. RefSeq names its product Alpha-galactosidase 2. Gene Ontology annotation, molecular function: alpha-galactosidase activity. Gene Ontology annotation, biological process: carbohydrate catabolic process. The transcript has 2 exons. The record is from RefSeq and is a predicted model, not a curated record. Lineage: Eukaryota; Fungi; Basidiomycota; Tremellomycetes; Trichosporonales; Trichosporonaceae. Bases 1 to 2235 code for a protein of 744 amino acids.
AUGACCACCAUCAACGGCAACGCGAGCGCCAACACCGGCGCCAGCUCCAGCACCACCUCAGUGCCCUCGGCCGACCUCGGCAUUCACGUUCGCGACAAGCAGUUUGCGCUCACUUCCCGCGGCGCCGACUACCGGUUCCACGUCGAUUCUGACGGCGAGCUCGUUCACGACUACUUCGGUGCGCAUGCCCCGGGACUAGCCCCGUGGGAGUCGCGCGGCGCCAACGGGUGGGGACACAAGCAGGUGGACGAGCGCCGCGAGUUCCCCGACCAUGGCCGUGGUGACUUCCGCUUGCCGGCUGUCCAUGUCCGGCACUCCACGGGCUCGACGGUCAGCUUCUUCGAGUACGUCGGCCACGACAUCGUUCCAGGCAAGCCCAAGCUGCCUGGUCUUCCGGCGACGUUUGGCACACCAGAGGACGUCACCACGCUGGUGGUACAUCUCGAGGACCACCGGUCAGGCGUCAAGGCCGACCUCAACUACUCGGUGUUUCACCAGCACAAUGCCAUCGCGCGUAGCUUCACUCUCACGAACAACGGCUCGAGUUCGGUAGAGAUCCAGCGUGCGGCGAGCUUCUCCAUCGAUUUUGGGUCGGGCGACUGGGACAUGGUCUCGCUCUCGGGCGAGUGGUGCCGUGAGGCCCAGGAGACGCGCCGCAAGGUGCAGAUUGGGACGCAGGGCUUCCAGAGCUCCACCGGCUACUCGUCGCACUACUUCAACCCCUUCGUCGCCCUUCUCCCAUCCACGACAACCGAGACCCACGGUCCGGCAUACGGCAUCUCGCUUGUGUACUCUGGCUCGUUCAGCGUCGAUGUCGAGCGGCACGCAUUCAACCUCGUUCGAGCUUCGAUUGGCCUUAACCCGCUUCACCUCUCGUGGCCUCUGGCCCCCGGCCAGUCGUUCACGACUCCCGAAGCCGUGGCCGUCUAUUCGUCCGAGGGUCUCGGCGGCAUGAGCCGAAAUCUGCACCGACUCUAUCGCAACCACCUGUCUCGCUCCCCAUGGACGCUGCGGGAACGACCGGUGCUCCUCAACUCGUGGGAGGGCAUGUACUUCAAUUUCACCGCCGAGAUGCUCUACAAGCGUGCCAGGGACGCGGCUGAGCUUGGCGUGAGCCUGUUCGUUCUCGACGACGGAUGGUUUGGUGACAAACACCCUCGCGUGCAUGACAAUGCCGGGCUCGGUGACUGGGUCGUCAAUCCCAAACGCUUGCCCUCCGGGCUGGACGCCUUUGUCAAGACAGUCAAUGCGAUCGAGGUCAAAGGAGGACGCGGCCCACUCAAAUUCGGUAUCUGGGUCGAGCCGGAGAUGGUUAACCCCAGCUCGGAGCUAUACGAGGCACACCCAGACUGGGUGCUCCACUCUGGGACACACAAGCGCACCGAGAUGCGCCAGCAACUCGUGCUCGAUCUGAGCAAACGCGAGGUGCAAGACUACAUCAUCGACGCCAUUGGCAAGAUCCUGUCAUGCGCAAACAUCGAGUAUGUCAAGUGGGACAACAACCGAGGCAUGCACGAGGUGCCGUCGCCGACCACGCCGCACUCCUACAUGCUCGGCCUGUACCGCAUCCUUGACUCGUUGACGACAUCGUUCCCGAAGAUACUGUUCGAGGGAUGUGCAUCGGGCGGUGGGCGAUUCGACCCCGGCAUCCUGUGCUACUGGCCCCAGUCGUGGACGUCGGACGACACGGACGCUGUCGAGCGCCUGCAUAUCCAGUUCGGCACGUCGCUCGCGUACCCUCCCUCGUCGAUGGGCUGCCACGUGUCGGCGGCGCCAGGGGAGCAGGUGGGCCGCACCACCCCCCUGCUAUUCCGCGCACAUGUCGCGCUCAUGGGCGGUUCGUUUGGAUUUGAGCUCGAGACCGAGAAGAUGUCACCCGAGGAGCGCGGGCAGGUGACAGAGAUUGUUGCGCUCGCAGAAAAGGUCAACCCGUACGUCAUCGACGGCGACCUGUACAGACUGGCGCUGCCCGACGAGUCGAAUUGGCCAGCAGCACUGUACGUCAAGCCGGAUGGCUCUAGCGCUGUGCUACUCGCCUUCCAGGUCUACGCGCGCAUCCGCAUCGACACGCCGCUACUCCGUCUCCAGGGCCUGGACCACUCGGUGUACGAGAUCGACGGUGUGCACUACUCCGGCGCGGUACUUGCCCACGUCGGCCUCAAACUCGACUGGAAGCCGGUGCACUUGCCAGCGGCUGAUCAUCAAAGCAAGGUGCUCUUCAUCAACCGGGUGUAG